AGAAUGAGCUAAACAGGAAGCUCUGCUAUUCCCCACUGUUGGUGAUCACUUUGAAACGAACUGAGCAACCUCUCUUUGCUCCAAUAGACGGAAGCUACUUCUGGCUGUAUAAUCUCCAAGUUCUUACCUCUCCCUUUCACUCAGCUCACAAGAUCAAAUUGCAUUUCUUUUAUGAUUUUCUAUUCCUUUAGCUCCCUGAUCUGGUGAAGAAAAGAAAGAAAAGAAAAGUAGGAGAUAAAUCUUCUCUGCUAUGGCUGGAGGGCUAAACUAACCUCAGCCCCGUUUUGAAAAAAAAAAAAAAAAAACACAAACCUUUCCAAGAACUUUCUACAGGAACUUUGCUGAAAUGAUCACCAAGAUGAAGAAAGGGCAUUGGCUUAUGGCUGCAGUCUUCUUACUGAUUAGCCUUGCUCCUUGGCCUCUGGAUGCUAACUCUGAAGAAGAAGAAGAAGAAGGAGACACUAUAGAGAUGUAUUUUCCACCACCAAAACUUCUACUUUCCAGUUGUGCCUACAAAGCUGAUGGAGGACCAUGUAAAGCCAUGUUCAAAAAGUUUUUCUAUAAUAUUUACACUCAGCGUUGUGAAGAAUUUAUAUAUGGAGGUUGUGAAGGCAAUGAAAACAGAUUUGAAAGUUUGGAAGACUGCCAGAAACAGUGUGUAGCAGAAUACCCAAGGAAGACUGAAAAGAAAAAAAUUCUACAAGAAAAGCCUGAUUUCUGCUUUUUGGAACAAGAUUCUGGAAUUUGUCGAGCAUUACUUCUCAGGUAUUAUUAUAAUAGUACAUCAAAACGAUGUGAACCUUUCAAAUAUGGCGGGUGCCUAGGCAAUGCCAACAACUUUGAAUCUCUGGAAGAAUGCAAGAAUAUCUGCGAGGAUGAAUUGGAUACAAUACGUGUAGACCAUGGUGAAAAAGUAGCUGUUUCAGCAAACAAUAAUUCCGCAACAGUCAAGCCAACUGAAGUUCGGAAACUUUUUGAAUUCUACGGCCCUUCUUGGUGUCUGACUCCUGCAGAUAGAGGACUUUGCAGGGCCAAUGAGAAAAGAUUUUAUUUUAAUUCUUCUAUUGGAAAAUGUCGUUCUUUUUACUACAGUGGAUGUGGUGGGAAUGAAAACAAUUUCACUUCUAAAAAAUCAUGUCUCAGGACUUGUAAGAAAGGUUUUAGUAGACAAGCCAAACAUGGAUUAAUCAAAACUAAGAGAAAAAGAAAGAAACAUCCAGUGAAGAAAUAUGAAAAAAUCAUUGUUGAAAAAAUAUAGCUUCCUUACAAAAAAUAACCUGAAAUUGAAAACAACUCACCAUAUGGUAUUUUGCUUGCAAAAUGUAGAGUGGAUAGCAACUUAGUCAAACAUUACUUAAAGAUCUGAUUCCUUUAUUAAAGUAUAGAAAUUUAUUAUUUAAUCAUAACAAUAAAUGAUUUUGUGAAAUGUUGGUUAUUUGUUCAGAAAUAUAAGAAGUCUACUUUUAGUCAAUAUGGAAUAUUUCCUCUUCCAUAUCUGUUCUGUAGUAAUUCAGAGACCAAUUAACCGAGUUUCAUCAUAUUUUACUUUCGCUUGUCAUUUUCUACUCUUCUUUUUUUCUUUUAUUUUUUUAGUCAAUUCACAAAUAAUUACCUCAUCACUCUGUAUCCCAGUAUAAAGUUCAAACUGAUCCGUUUUAUUUUGGUAACCAUUAACUUAUGAAAUAGUUUUCAGCUGUUAGGCACCAUUUUCUACUCUCUCUUUCUCUUAGUCUCUAAUUGGAUUAAGAUUUCUGAUAUAAAGCAAUAAGAAUUAAUCUAUGCCAAUGUACAGAACUAAUCUGAUCACUUUAUUUAAUAUUCAAACCUCCAUGACUUCACUAAUUAGAUCAAGUUAAUCAGAAUGGUUGACUUCAUUUUCCAUGUCAAUUUAAUUAUAGGCAAAAUAGAGCUGUCCUGGAAAAGGGGGGAGGGGUAAAAAAGUUGAAACAAUUUUUAUUGACAU
Molecule: messenger RNA, 1963 nt
Organism: Gracilinanus agilis (Agile Gracile Mouse Opossum)
Lineage: Eukaryota; Metazoa; Chordata; Mammalia; Didelphimorphia; Didelphidae
Gene: TFPI
Product: tissue factor pathway inhibitor
Exons: 8
Coding region: 347-1258 (303 amino acids)
Biological process (GO): negative regulation of peptidase activity
Cellular component (GO): extracellular region
Molecular function (GO): serine-type endopeptidase inhibitor activity
Source: RefSeq, a predicted model, not a curated record